Messenger RNA from Rotaria sp. Silwood2, 2502 nucleotides. The record is from the annotation of a GenBank genome assembly. NCBI's taxonomy places the organism in Eukaryota, Metazoa, Rotifera, Eurotatoria, Philodinida, Philodinidae.
AUGAAACAAACGAAUGAAAAUAUUUCAACAACAUCUUCUGAUUUUACACAAUGUAAUGGUCAUCAAGAUGAAUUAAUAAAAAUUCGUAAAGAUUCUGAUAAUGACGAUGCAGCAACAAAUACAAGUUCAUCAUCAUCAUCAAAUUUAAAUAAUAGUGGAUUAGUAUCAUCUGUGCCAACAAAUACAAAUGAACUUAUUGUUUUACCUGAAUCAUCAUUUAAUAUUCGUAUACAAUCACCUGGUUUAGAUACAUUUGAUUUACCAGUAACAUCAAGUGAACUUGUUCAAGAAAUUCAUCAAGUUUUAAUGGAUAAAGAAGAAACAUGUCAUCGUACAUGCUUUUCAUUACAACUUGAUGGAAUUGUUCUAGAUAAUUUUACUGAAUUAAAAAAUAUUGAGAAUUUAAAAGAAGGAAGUUUAUUAAAAGUUAUUGAAGAACAAUAUACUGUACGCGAAGUGCGUAUUCAUAUAAGGCAUAUUAAUGAAUUAAUACAUUCAUGUGACAUAAUUGAUUUAUAUAAUGGUAAUAAUGGUUAUUCAUUAUGUAUGGUUAAUGAUAUAACAAAUGGAGAUAUUGUAUCGAAUAGUGAACGAAAAAAGGCCGCAGAAACGAAUGGAUUUGAUUUUAAUGUACCGGAAUAUCUGUUACCAAAUCAGAAAGAUAUUCUUCUUACACCUUUAUUUACAACAAAUAAUAAAAGUCGACCAUUACAAUGUUUAAAAGUAUUAUCAUAUAGUGGGUGGAAUCCACCAAAUGGUUCAAGAAAAUUACACGGUGAUCUUAUGUAUUUACAAGUAACAACAUGUGAAGAAAAGUCAUUUCAUAUAACAGCCUGUACAAAAGGCUUUUAUGUUAGUCAAACAACGGAUGAAAAAUUUAUACCUAAACCGGUGCAACCGAAAGCUAUAUUUCAUUCACUUGUUGAUUUAUUAAAUAAUAUUAGUCCAUUAUUUAAAAAGAAUUUUGCUACUAUUCAACGUAAACGUUGUACAAAACAUCCAUUUGAACGGAUACAAAUUCCCUGUCAAAUUCAUCCAUGGUUAUCACCACGUUUUGAUCAUACAAUAGAUUUUUUUCGCGCAGAAGAUGCAAAUAUUAAUAAACUUGGACAUGAAGAUCAUAUACCUGGUCAAGUACGUGAUUGGAAUGAAGAAUUACAAAUAACGAAAGAAUUAUCAAAAAAAACUUUACCUGAGAGACUUAUUCGUGAACGUGCGAUGUUUAAAGUACAUAGUGAUUUUGUUUCAGCUGCUAUUCGUGGAUGUCAAGCAGUUGUAGAUGGUAAUAUAAUGGCUAUCAACCCUGGCGAAGAAUCAAAAGUUCAUAUGUAUAUUUGGAAUAAUAUGUUCUUCAGUCUUGGUUUUGAUGUUAAAGAACAUUAUAAAGAUUUUGGUGGUGAUGCUGCUGCUCAUGCUGCACCCACAAAUGAUUUGCAAGGUGUUCGUGCUCUUAACACCAUUGACUUAGAAGGAUUACAUACGUUAGGUACUGCUGUUGUCGACUAUCGUGGUAUGCGUGUUACUGCUCAAACUAUCCCAAGUGAUGCUUAUCAAUUUUUUACAACUGGUCAGCAAAAAAUUCAACAAGGUUUACUUCGUGAAGGUUUUGAAUUGAUAUCAGAAGCACAUAAUUUAUUAAAUAAUGUUUACGGACCUAUGCAUCCAGAAAUUAGUAUGUGUUUAAGAUUAUUAGCAAGAUUAAAUUAUAUAAUGGGUGACUAUCAAGAAGCACUUUAUACACAACAUAAAGCUGUUAUGAUGUCCGAACGUGUAUUAGGUAUUGAUCAUCCUCAAACAGCAACUGAAUAUAUUCAUAUGGCACUUUAUUCAUUUGCAAAUGGUCAUUCAAUAAAUGCUUCGAAAUUACUUUGUCGUGCUAGAUAUAUUAUUUUAGCAUGCUGUGGAGAAAAUCAUCCACAAAUUAGUUUAAUUGAUAGCAACCUUGGAUUAAUCUUACAAUCAUACGGAGAUUAUGAAAAUGCUUUAAAAUUUAUGGAAAAAUCACUUGAAUUAAAUAAAAAAUUUUAUGGCUUAAAAAGUCUUAAAGUAGCAUUAUCUCAUCAUCUUUGUGCACGUAUUCAAUCAUGUCGUGGUGAUUUUCGAUCAGCAUUAAACAGUGAACGUGAAGCUUAUCAAAUAUAUAAAUUACAGCUUGGCGAUGAACAUGAACGAACACGUGAAAGUGCUCAAGUACUUCAACAUUUAACUGAACAAGCUGUUGUCUUACAAAAACGUAUGAAUGAUGUUGUUAAAGGACAAUUACUUAUGAUACCAAGCAUAACAAUUCAACAACCAAGUUUUCAAAAUGUUUUGGAAAUGCUUAAUGUUGUUAAUGGUAUUUUAUUUAUACAAAUUCGUGAAAAAGAUCUUGAUUUAUUACGUGAAGAAUUAGCUAAACAAUCAAUUGAUGAUCAACAACAACAAGCAUCAAUAUCUUCGAUUAAAACAAUAUCAGAAACAGCUGAACAAGCAGCAGCUUUAAUGGAUAAUGAAGUUGAUUGA